CGGAAACAAAACAUAAUGCUUGUUAAUUAAUAAUCCAAAGUAAAUAAAGAAAAUCAAAACCCACUUCUGAUUGUCAAUUAAUAAGAAUAACUCAAAUUAAAUGGUAUAUUGCCCAAAAAUCAUUUUAAUCAAGGAAUCACUAAUAGAUUUUAAAGCACUGUUUCUUGUUAUUAACAAUCAUUGACGAAAUGCACAAGCUCAAGAUCAUUAUAAGAAUAAAUUGAAAGAAUUGCCAAAAAACUUAAAUAAAAAUAGGAAAAAGAAGGAGUUCAACAACCUUUAGAUUUAAAUAAAUAUACAAUUGAUGAAAUGGUUGAUAUACUUAAAAAUGACAAACUGUUGCAUAUUAGAUCAUUAUAACUUUAACCAAGCUCAAAUAAAAAUAAAUAAAAAAGUCCAAAGAGCAUUUUUCCUCCGCUGUAAUUAAAAUAGAAUUUUUAGAGUUUUGAAACAACAAAAAGUUCUGAAAAUGAAACUCUCACUAAUAAAUUAGACUUUAGAUAUUAAAAAUAAAAAUAAUCAAAACCAAAAACAAUAUAAAAAACUGAAAGCAGAGAAAGUAUUAAACCUUCAGAAGAUUUAAGAAAAAAAAGAACAGUUUCAUAAGUUAUAGAGCCUCCUACGCAAUAAUUAUCCAAAAAAGAAAGAAUAAAUAGAGCUUUAUAAAACUCGCAAAGAAUAGUACAAUUAUGUAGUUAAUUUAACGAAAACAAUAUUACCAAAGAAGAAUUGCAUUAAUUAAUCAAAACUGAAGGAUUUAAAUUGCAAUUUGAAUGCUUAGUUUAAUUUAGUGAUAAUAGUUUGGAUUGCAGGGCUCAAUUACAAAAUUUUAUGAAUUCAUAAAUUAAAAAAUAUACUGAAUUAAGAAAUGCUGAAUUAGAGCACUAAAGUAUUUAAAUUAUUUAUUUAAUAUAGCUAAGAAAGAGAAUUUUCAUUAGGUGCUAGAUGAAUGUUUAAGAAAAUUAAAAUCUAUAUAUUGA
Messenger RNA from Paramecium sonneborni, 980 nucleotides. The record is from the annotation of a GenBank genome assembly. Lineage: Eukaryota; Ciliophora; Oligohymenophorea; Peniculida; Parameciidae.